CACGCAUACAUUUUACAAAGUGUCCGGUCCUUUCGAAAUUAUUUCCACCCAUUCUAAAUUACAAUUAACGAGACAAAACUGAAGGAUUGUUCAAUCAAUUAUUAUGUAUAAAAAGGCAGGCAGGUAUUGAAUACUAUACACUUUACAUUUGGUUCUUUACGUGUUGAAACAACUGUCAGGAAAUUUAUAAUGGCCAGCAAGUUUGUAGCCCUCGCAUUCCUAGUUGCAUCAGUCAGAGCAGGAAACCUAUUAACUCCUCUGGCACCUGCCAUCCAUUCUGCACCACUCGCGUAUCAUGCGCCAAUAGCCAGGUUUGCCGCCCCUGUCUCAUAUGCGGCCCCUCUUGCAAAAGCUGUAGUAGCUGCUCCUGCACCUGUAGCCGAAGAAUAUGAUCCCAAUCCACAAUAUUCUUUCGGGUAUGAUGUUCAGGAUGCGUUGACUGGCGACUCCAAAAGUCAGGUUGAAAGUCGUAACGGAGACGUAGUACAAGGUUCAUACUCCCUAGUAGACCCUGAUGGCACCAAGAGAACCGUAGAGUACACUGCUGAUCCAAUCAAUGGCUUUAACGCUGUCGUCCACAAAGAACCUUUAGUUGCUAAAGCUGUUGUAGCCAAAGUUGCUGCUCCAAUCGCCUAUGCUGCUGCUCCAGUAGCUAGACUAGCACCAGUUGCUUAUGCUUCCCACGUUGCUCCAGUUCAUUAUGCGGCCCCUGUUGCAAAGUUAGCAGCCCCUGUCUCCUACUCAUCCUCUGUACUGCAUUAAAUUGACUUUGUUCGCAUGAAUAUUGUUAUAAUAACGUG
Messenger RNA from Ceutorhynchus assimilis (cabbage seed weevil), 800 nucleotides. The record is from the annotation of a GenBank genome assembly. Lineage: Eukaryota; Metazoa; Arthropoda; Insecta; Coleoptera; Curculionidae.